UAAUCCACCUGGAGUAUGACAGUUUUCGCAGUACUUAUAUGUUUACGGUGUGGAAACCAGACGAGGCAUCGUCUUGUCAAACCACAUGGUGCUUGUGUGAUUUCAUUUCUGUUUCAUUCUGUUUUUCUGUUUACCUUCCACAUUACUUCAACUAUGAAGAAACGGGCUGUAGAUUCCAAGCAAAAUGUGGAAUCAGAUUCCAGUAGUGAUGACGACUCAUCUGGAGAGGAUGAAGAAUAUAAAGGAGGCGAGCAAAUUCAGGUCGACUUUGAAGGGAGGAUACCUGUAGACUCAGAUUUCCAUGGAAUCAAACAGUUGCUUCUACAGCUCUUUCUCAAAGCGCAUGUUAAUUUGUCUGAUCUGACAGAGCUUUUGAUCAAACAGAAUUACAUUGGAAGUGUUGUAAAGCAAUGUGAUGAUGAUCCUGAAAGUGACGAUGAGGAUGACAUGAAUGUGGAUGAUGAUGUCUAUGGAAUUACUUCAGUUGUCAAUCUUACAGAGAAAAAGAGUAUGCAAUGUGUCUCACAACUGCGGGAUCUACUGAAAGACCUUAGUACCAAACAUGGAGAUGAUCGCACGGUUUCUAAAGUCAAUCAACUACUAGAUGAUGAUAGUCAUUCUGUCGGUCUCCUAAUUAAUGAGCGCUUCAUUAAUAUACCUCCUCAAGUAGCAGUUCCAUUGUUAAUGAACUUAAGGAAAGAAUUAGAGAAAGCCAAAAGCAGAAAAAUGCCCUUUGACUUCCAUUAUUUUGUGCUAAUUUGUAAACUGUACAAAAUGGACCACACUAAGAAGAAGUCAAAGAAGAACAAAAACAAAGAGGCAGAGCCUGAAAUUUUGUGGUCAAAUGCUGAGGAAGAAGUGUUUCUGGAGGUUGCAGACUGCAGUUUUGAGUUCUGCGUGAAAGAUGAUUCUGAUUCUGCUCUUGGAGGAAAGUGGAAUGAAAGUGAUUCAGAAAUGACUCCUUGGCGGAAAGUUCUCAUCUUUCCUGCAUCCAAACUGGAUGAUGUUAUCAACAGAGUAACAAAUAUGCUUCAGCAGUAAAAAUUUAGAUUUUUUGCCGUUUCAGUAUGUUAUCUGUCAUUCUGUUUUGAAUGCUGUCUAUUUGUUACUUUGUUUUCAAAACUGUUCAAUAAAAUCAAUCAGUUUUCAAGAA
Molecule: messenger RNA, 1153 nt
Organism: Frankliniella occidentalis (western flower thrips)
Lineage: Eukaryota; Metazoa; Arthropoda; Insecta; Thysanoptera; Thripidae
Product: protein BCCIP homolog
Exons: 6
Coding region: 16-1041 (341 amino acids)
Cellular component (GO): nucleus
Source: RefSeq, a predicted model, not a curated record